AUCUUAUUUGCAGAGAAGUAUCUGGUGACUAGUAAAUAAUGCGAAUCAUUUUCCAGUAAUUUUAUCUCAGUUACCUACAAGCACAGUUUGGCCUGUGGAUUUUUCGAAGUACUUAACUAUUUGAUAUUUUAUCUAAUAGUUGUCAAAAUAAAGUAGAAACUAUUUUUACACAUUUAUUAUUCUUGUUAGCUGUCCUAGAUAUUGUUGCAGAUUUUUUUUUUAUUUUUACUUAACUUUGCUUGAUUUGUUGCAGGCUUAUUUAAGAAAUCGAUUGUUGUUUAUUUUUUUAGUCACGUUUCGCUAAGAGAUGAUCUUAGACAGGCGAGCCUUCAGAUGUGCUCAAGAAGCAGCUAACUACUUGUUUAUGCCAAUAAUUUACUGGCAACAAGACAGCCAUUUUCAAUUUGGGUUUCAAUUGUUCUCCCGAAGAAAGAAAGAGGAGACAACGGUCUCGUCUGCUGCUUCUUUCGAGCAUUCUUCCUAGACGGGUAGUACGUAACAAUAUUUUGCUAUUCUUCUGAGAGAAGUGAAAGCUGAGUCAGUUUCGUCUGUACGCGAAGAGUGGUCGGAACCUUCCACUCAGCGUCUCUCUUGAGUUAAGUCCUGGCUGUUUGAAAAAUUGAACCAAUGCUGGGUCGUCGUCAGAACAGCGGCACAACUGGUAUGGAGACCGCCGAUGCACGGAUAUGGUUUAAAAUUUUAUGUUUUUUUUUUUUUUUAAUUAGUGGUUUUUGAAAAUGUGAUUCGCGCAUUAGUUCUAUUUGAUGAAUCGUUAAGUCCUCAAAUUUUUUCCAUCAGUGAACUCUAAUUUAAUACACUUUAUAGGCUGUCUAGAAGUACCAACUAAAGCCUAUGCGGUUGUCAGUUUCUACGAGGUGAUUUCUUCUAAAUCGAUUGUUUACAUUUCUGAUUUAGAUAAAUAAUUUACUUACUAUAUUCUUGAAGAACAGUGGUUAAAAGAAUAUUCUGCCAAGAUACGCCACUCGGAAAUGUGAAUCCGGCCUGAAGUAAGUUUUCCAGUGAUUAUCGUUGACUGACGGAGAUGCUUCUACUAAUUUAUCAGUGGUUUGGAUACACGAAAAAUUAAUUAUUUCAUAAAUUGACUUGCUGGAAAACAUUGUUUUUUUUCUAUUUGUGUUUUUUUUAACAGCUGUGAGCAUUAUACCAAUAUAUUUUUUUUUCUGUCUGCUUAAAGAUUUUCCUUUUGUUAUGUUAAAUGAACAAAGUAAAUCUCUUAGUUGAAACUCACACGCUCCUAAGUGGUAAGGUGUCAAGUUAAAUUAUUUUUCGGUACUUUUCCUAACGAGUUUCUUUCAUUACAGUCGUUAUGCCUAAAGGCCCAUUACUAAUUAAAUUUUGACCUAACUAGUAAGUUGUUUCAUUAUGUUUCACUGAAUGUUUGUAGAAAAAUAAUUGUCAACCUUUAUAAAAGUACACGUGUAAUGCGUAAAAACUGAUUCGAAUAAUCUGUAAAAUAAUAUGAAAACUAGAAAAAAACUCAACAUGUCGAAUAUACAAGCGUAUAGUAAUAUUUCCGGUACUGAAAGACUGAAACAAAGAUUGUUUGGAUUAUUUUUAAGUGUUCCUGUCUUUUAUCAUUUAUAAUGUAUAAUUGUGUAAAGAAGAAUACUUAGAUUAUAUUUCAAAGAGCCUUAUCUGACAUAAGGUAAAUUGACAUGCUUACUGCUUGAGCUUUCAUUUCUUGCCAAAAAUGUUUUUAAAAAAUUGAUUGCUUUUAUAAAGAACGAAAUCUGUGGUGACCAUUCGGGACGGAUAUUCAUAUUACCAUUUUUGUCAGCGACGUCGCAUAAUAUUUUGCAAUAAGAAUUAUGCAAAACAUGCUACUUUUGUGUUGCUUUGUAUAACAUUUUGAUUUUAGGGCGAACUUUUCAACCGCUGUAUCGCCUAGCGGAAUGCUAUCGAGCAACAUUGAGUAUUAAAAUUCCCAAAAACACUAGUGAAAUAUACACUUAAACUAAUGUUGUAUACUACUGUAACUUCAAACUUAUAAAUAACGAAAAGUUCUCCACUCAAGAAAACAAAAAAAAAAAUAUAAUUAUCUAUCAGCAUGACAACAUGUAUAUUUCUUAAGGUUAAUUAGGCUAAAAUAUUGUUUUUAGAAAAAAAAAUAUGUUUAUCAGAUAACAACUAAAAUGUUAUCUUUUAAUCAGGUUCAGAUAACGGACGAUCAGAGAAAUUUGUUUUACCUUUAGACAAAUGACUUACAUCGUCAAUAAGGUUAGCAGGUAAAGCAAACGUGUUUUCAUUUAAUUAAUUUUUUCUUGUUAGUUAAUUUAUUUAGACUUUCACUUGUAUUUUCUAAAAAAAAAAAAAAAGCCCUUCAUAAAUUUUCUAGUUUAAUUCGUGUUCUGGUUGUAAUUCACGCAUUUCGUGUUCAAAUAAUUUGGUUUGUGCACUUGGUAGAAAGUCUAUUGAAUUAGGACAAUCAAUAGGGACUAUUCAUGCAUAUGUACCAAGGAUAGUGCUUCACUAGGUUUUCCAACAGCACAACAGGUCAACGUCGAUGAGAUUAUGUAUAAAUGAGCAUCAUAAACUUCAACUGCCGCAACAGUCAUACCAUAUAAGUGUCCAAGAACACCUACGCCAUGUUGGAAACGAUGCUGCUCAUGAGUUCAUUAGUGGCACUAGCGACGUCAAACACCUGUCCUACGACCUUCGCCGCGGCGUGCGGGGUCCCUCUGGCGUACGGCCUCAACUCCACACAGGAGGCCACAAUCCUGGCCGCGCACAACCGCCUGCGCAACCACGUGGCCCUGGGGCUGGAGACGAGGGGCAGUCCCGGGCCGCAGCCGCCCGCCUCCAACAUGAGGCUCAUGACGUGGAACGUGGAACUCGCCACACUCGCUCAGAGCUGGGCCAACCAGUGUAACUUCACCCACGACAACUGCGGUGGCAGCACUAAUUUCAGCGUCGGUCAGAACAUAUACGCUGUGAUUGCUACUAAGCUAAUAACGUUCAACGUGACGCAGCCGGUAGGGAGUUGGUACGACGAAGUGCAGUACUUCAACAAGUCUUCGAUUUCGCCUUUUGUGUACCUGGAGAAGGCGGACCACUACACGCAGCUGGUGUGGGCCAACAGCUACUACCUGGGCUGCGGCUUCGUGGCGUACAGGAACUCGAGCUCGGGCAACGUGUGGCACACCAUGGUGUGCAACUACGGGCCGGCGGGCAACUACGUGGGCGGGACCAUGUACAACGCUACGGGCAGCGCCUGCGAGGCCUGCACGGCGAGGACCUCGUGCAGCAAGGCCUACACGGGCCUGUGCGGCUAGGGCGCAGACUAUUGGUCGAGACGGCGUACCCACGCCAGCUGCGCAGCGUCUGACACACGUGCAACUGCCGGAAACCUGUGACCGGGCUGAUUUUUGAGGUUAUGUUCGAAUUCCAAUCUUUUAGCCAAAAAAAGUUGGGAAGUGUGUGUGUGUGUGUGUGUGCAACAUUUGCUAUGUUAAUGUUUGAUUUCAAAAAAUGAGAACGAAACUCAACCCCUGUCUCAUCUAAAGAACUAUUUUUUUGUUUGUUGUUAUAACGAUGAACAAUAAUUUCUUGCUGAUAUAUUGUUACUGCUUAUCUUUUUUUUUUUUUGUUAAAUAAAUACACCUUUCAUUACAGCUAUUUUUACAAUUCUUC
Bacillus rossius redtenbacheri is the source of this 3651-nucleotide messenger RNA. RefSeq names its product venom allergen 5-like. The record is from RefSeq and is a predicted model, not a curated record. NCBI's taxonomy places the organism in Eukaryota, Metazoa, Arthropoda, Insecta, Phasmatodea, Bacillidae. The transcript has 6 exons. Bases 2607 to 3293 code for a protein of 228 amino acids.